GCCGGGCGCCUCCUCCGUCGUCGUCGUCGUCGUGGUGGUGGUGGUGGUGGUGGUCGCGGCGGGGCCCGGGCCUCGCACCUCAGCGGCGCCAUGAACAAGAAGAAGAAGCCCUUCCUGGGCAUGCCCGCCCCCCUCGGCUACGUACCGGGGCUGGGCCGAGGCGCUACUGGUUUCACAACCCGAUCAGAUAUCGGACCCGCUCGAGAUGCCAACGAUCCUGUUGAUGACCGCCAUGCCCCCCCAGGCAAGAGGACUGUGGGAGAUCAGAUGAAGAAAAACCAGGCUGCAGAUGAUGAUGAUGAAGACCUGAAUGACACCAAUUAUGAUGAGUUUAACGGCUAUGCUGGAAGUCUCUUCUCAAGUGGACCCUAUGAAAAAGAUGAUGAGGAGGCAGAUGCUAUUUAUGCAGCUUUAGACAAAAGAAUGGAUGAAAGAAGGAAAGAAAGAAGAGAGCAGAGGGAGAAAGAAGAGAUUGAAAAAUACCGAAUGGAGCGUCCCAAAAUUCAGCAACAGUUCUCAGAUCUGAAAAGGAAGCUGGCAGAAGUCACGGAGGAAGAAUGGCUGAGUAUUCCUGAAGUUGGAGAUGCUAGAAACAAACGGCAGAGGAACCCCCGAUAUGAGAAACUGACUCCUGUACCUGACAGUUUCUUUGCUAAACAUUUACAGACAGGAGAAAAUCACACUUCGGUUGAUCCCCGGCAAACGCAAUUUGGGGGCCUCAACACGCCCUAUCCAGGGGGACUGAAUACUCCUUAUCCAGGUGGAAUGACACCGGGGCUAAUGACGCCUGGGACAGGUGAGCUGGACAUGAGGAAGAUUGGCCAAGCCAGGAACACCUUGAUGGAUAUGAGAUUAAGCCAGGUGUCAGAUUCAGUAAGCGGCCAGACUGUCGUGGAUCCUAAGGGCUAUUUGACAGAUUUGAAUUCUAUGAUCCCCACUCACGGAGGGGAUAUCAACGACAUCAAGAAAGCCCGUUUACUCCUGAAGUCUGUGCGAGAGACUAAUCCUCAUCAUCCUCCAGCCUGGAUCGCUUCAGCCCGCCUAGAAGAAGUCACUGGAAAAUUACAAGUAGCUCGAAACCUCAUUAUGAAGGGGACAGAGAUGUGUCCCAAGAGUGAAGAUGUCUGGUUAGAAGCUGCCCGAUUACAGCCCGGUGACACAGCGAAGGCUGUGGUGGCCCAAGCAGUCCGCCACCUCCCCCAGUCCGUCCGGAUUUACAUCCGAGCAGCCGAGCUAGAAACAGACAUUCGAGCGAAGAAGCGGGUUUUGAGGAAAGCCCUUGAGCAUGUUCCAAACUCAGUGCGCCUGUGGAAGGCAGCAGUGGAGUUAGAAGAGCCAGAAGAUGCUAGAAUAAUGCUGAGUCGAGCUGUGGAAUGCUGUCCAACUAGCGUGGAGCUGUGGCUCGCUCUAGCAAGGCUGGAGACAUAUGAAAAUGCCCGUAAGGUCUUGAACAAAGCGCGUGAGAACAUCCCUACAGACCGGCACAUCUGGAUUACUGCUGCCAAGUUGGAGGAAGCCAAUGGAAAUACUCAGAUGGUGGAGAAAAUCAUUGACAGAGCCAUCACGUCCCUCAGGGCCAAUGGGGUAGAAAUCAACAGAGAGCAGUGGAUCCAGGAUGCCGAGGAAUGUGAUAAAGCUGGGAGUGUAGCCACUUGCCAGGCUGUCAUGCGAGCAGUGAUUGGUAUUGGAAUUGAGGAAGAAGAUCGGAAGCACACCUGGAUGGAAGAUGCAGACAGUUGUGUUGCCCACAAUGCUCUGGAGUGUGCUCGAGCCAUUUAUGCCUAUGCCCUGCAAGUCUUCCCCAGCAAGAAGAGCGUUUGGCUGCGGGCAGCGUAUUUUGAAAAAAACCACGGUACCAGGGAAUCACUGGAAGCCCUUUUACAGAGAGCGGUGGCUCACUGUCCCAAAGCUGAAGUCCUCUGGCUCAUGGGGGCCAAGUCAAAGUGGCUAGCUGGUGAUGUGCCGGCUGCGAGAAGCAUUCUGGCCCUGGCUUUUCAGGCCAAUCCCAACAGUGAGGAAAUCUGGUUGGCUGCCGUGAAGCUGGAAUCCGAAAAUAAUGAGUACGAGCGGGCCAGGAGACUGUUGGCUAAGGCUAGAAGCAGUGCCCCUACGGCCCGGGUGUUUAUGAAGUCUGUGAAGCUGGAGUGGGUGCUUGGGAACAUUGCUGCUGCUCAGGAACUCUGUGAAGAAGCCCUGAAGCACUAUGAAGACUUCCCCAAACUGUGGAUGAUGAAAGGACAGAUUGAGGAGCAGGAGGAGUUGAUUGAGAAGGCUCGGGAAGCCUAUAAUCAAGGGUUGAAGAAGUGUCCCCAUUCCACACCUCUGUGGCUUUUACUUUCUAGACUGGAGGAGAAGGUUGGACAGUUGACUAGAGCAAGAGCCAUCUUAGAGAAGUCUCGUUUGAAGAAUCCCAAAAACCCAGAUUUGUGGUUAGAGUCCGUGCGCUUGGAAUAUCGAGCUGGGCUGAAGAACAUCGCCAAUACAUUGAUGGCAAAGGCACUGCAGGAAUGCCCCAACUCAGGGAUCUUGUGGUCAGAAGCAAUUUUCCUCGAGGCGAGACCACAGAGGAAGACCAAAAGUGUGGAUGCCCUGAAGAAAUGCGAGCACGAUCCCCAUGUCCUCCUUGCUGUGGCUAAGUUGUUUUGGAGUGAGCGGAAAAUAACCAAGGCCCGAGAGUGGUUCCACCGAACAGUGAAGAUAGACUCUGAUUUAGGGGAUGCCUGGGCUUUCUUCUACAAAUUUGAGCUGCAGCACGGCACAGAGGAACAGCAGGAAGAGGCGAAGAAGCGCUGUGAGAAUGCUGAGCCCCGCCACGGAGAGCUGUGGUGCGACGUGUCCAAGGACAUCGAGAACUGGCAGAAGAAGAUCGGCGAGAUCCUUGUGCUCGUGGCAGCCAAAAUUAAAAACGCCUUUUAGAGCCUGGUCUCUUCCUCCGAAAGCAACCCGGGACAGUGGAUUACCCUCAGCCAGCAGGAGAGUGCGGGAUCCUUAAAACACACACACCAUCUGGGGACAGGAUAGUCGUUUCAUCUGGUUUCCAAGAUUGGUUUUGAAAGAGAAGGCUCAGCUCCACCCUCAGAAGCUGUACUGACAGACAGUGUCCCCAAGGAACUGAGUUUUGUUCAAGAAUUUCCCUUCUGGCAUCAGUAAUACAGAUCUGGUUGCGGAGCCUUUUUAAGAGGGAGAGAUAGCAGUAAUACAGAGCCAUCUCUACUGAUUCUUUCAUUUUAAUUAAUUUUUUUUUAAUUCAGCAAGUCAGGCCUCAUAACCCUCCAUUUCUUCUUGAUUUCCUUCUCUGUCAUGGGCUCCUUUCCAAUCCUUUCUAUCUUCCCUCGUUUUUUGGAAUUUGACCUUUCCCAGUGUUUUCUCAUAGGAAGGUUGCCCCAAGAUGCCCCUUGGAGUUGACCUACACUUUAAUUCCAACUAGAUCGAGGUGAUCUUUGGAGUUGUUAAUCACCAAAAACGUUCAGUGGGCCUAGGGGAAGCCCUUUGCCAUUUUGAAUUAAAAGUCCUACUUGUGCAUCAUAUUUUCAUGGCUAAUUUGGGUCUGGGCUUUGAACUGUGUACUUUAAGUAUACAAGUACAUUCAACCAGGCUUUCUAGACCAAGCCACUGACUUUAUUUUCUCCCAAAGGUUUUAAUAGCAGGAAAGCACAUCGUACAGGAGAAAAAAAAACAAUACAGAGAAGUGAUUCCGUUAAGAGCAAAAAGCAAUUUGAAAUCAGGCCUACCUUUGGUACAUAGUGUACAAGAUUUGCAGUCUGAAGAUCCACUGCUUAGCAAGUAGUAUUUAGAGACCUCUAGGAGUUCAUUGAAAGUAGUGCCCUGUUGAAAUGCUUAUGUAGACAUUGCCUGAAGGUAUUGCAUGAUGAGACAUUCCUUAUGGAACCUUUCUGGGCAAGGUCCAACGCUACUGAUAAUACCUUCAGCCCUUGAAGUUGAACUCCAGCAGGGAUGAAUGGAAGGGACGAAGACCAUUUCCAUUCGUACAGAGAGCAGCUCCUCUUGUUUUCUAGAAAAUGAUCAACCUGAGAUUUUGAGUUGUGGCUCUUCUAAAUCACGCAUUCUGUUUGCCCGAAUAAGAGUUUGCCAUUCAAUCAGUGGUAUUUUUUUAAUGUUUACAUGUGUGCCAAGUACUGUGCUAAGUGCUUGGGAGAGUACAAUAUAGCAGAGGUGGUAAAUGUUCCCUGCCCACGACAAGCUUAAAGUCUAGAGAACUGUCUGCCCAUUUCCCCCAUUUUAUAGGUGACUUUUAUCUAAAUAGGAUUGGCAGUAUCUCAACCAAAAAGGAACCUAGUAAAGGUCCUUAUUUGGGGAAAGGAAUUGCUUAUAGGGAGAAUCGUAUUUCCUCCUAUUUUCAUUCAGUGAGAUGAAAAAGAAUUUCAUUUAAGAAAUGGAAUUUAGAAAUUUGGUUCUGUGUCCGAUCUGAUUAUUUUUUAUCUACCCUCCCCCCUAGUACAGUGCUUGUCACGUACUAAGCACUUAACAAACACCUCAGUUGCUGUUAGGACUAAAUGAUGUUUCCCGUCCAACUCUUGUUUGGUAAGCUGUACAGAUAUUCUAUAAAAUACAAAGCUGUUACGUAGUUACUUAUUGUUUGUUUUGCUCCUAUAUGAUCACCAGCUUUUCCACUGCCAUGUGUCCAACAUUGGAGGCUUCUGACUGUCAAAAGAGUUAAUGGAAGGUAGAUGGAGAUAUCUGACUGGUACUGUGAGAAUGUCUUUCCAAAGGUUCAGGUAAAAACUGUCAGCUUGAGGACAUUUUACAAAUGCAGUACAGAAAAAUACUGAUCCGUUAUUUUGUGUGUGUUUCUUCAUUUAAACUGGGAGAAUGCCCAAGAUAGACAAAAGGUUAUAUAAUCCCGUUCGAAGUACCAUAAUUGGAGAGACUUUGUAAAGGUUGUCACAUAAGGUGCGGUUAGAUGAGCGUACAGUGAGUUUAAUCAUUCAUAUGAAUGUCGGGAGCCUGCGGGGAGAACAACUAAAACAACGUCUCUCAUGAGAAAGGAAAAUUUUAUUUGGUGCCCCUUGUUACUCUUCUUGGCAUACAAAGGCAGUUUUGCCGGUGAUUUCCUGAACCAAAGUUUUCACCUUCAGCAGAACGUUCACAGGAGAUCACUUGUUCCGAGAGAGGAGACUGUCACUGAUUUUGCGCCCCCUCCCUCUUCCACCUCCUCCCCCCUGGGUGGGCAUGGAGUGAGUUGACUGGUGUGGGGCUAAAAUGGAGGGCAGAAUGUUCACGCUGCUCAUAUCAAAGUAUACUCUUCCUGAGUACAUAAGGUUUUAUUUUUUCACCCAGAGCUGUGUCGUAGGGAGCUCUGUCAGAAGCUGUGAUCAAUAUUUGAGAUUUUAGAGUGGAACCCUUUAUGUGAUCAAAUGAAUCCUGAGUGACUUGGUAAAUUUGUAAGCUCCUGUUGCUAGCUAAAUGGGUGAAAUUGCUGUUCUGCCUAUCGGCGGAUCAUUCACAGAAAGAGUAUUCUAUCUUGGAAACGUGCUACUUAUAUUGGUAACAUAGGCCUCUUCUUCGGUGUCAGGAUGAUUUAAGGCAGCAUGACUAAUUUUUCAGGGAGUAUGCCGGUAUUAAUUUUCCAGGUGAAGAGAAUAAGAUAGCCCGGUGUUUUUAUUAAAACCUAAGAAAUCUUUCUUUGGAGUCUGUGCUUGUGCAACACUUGAACUAUACAAUCAGUGAUUGUCGGAGGAUAAAUUUUCAGAAACAAAUUCAUAGAUGGGGAAAAACCUUUUAUUCUGGUUGAUACACAGCAGGACACUUUGUGCGAACGUCAUUAAGACUUGUUCCCCAUCGCAGCUGAUUAAUUUCAGAGCUGUACUGUGUUCCCCUUCUUGUUUCAAAAUGAAUUUCCUUUUGUUAUUUGGUGCCCAGUUUCAUGAAAACAUUGAAAUGGCUAGUAUGUUGUUUUGAUUAAAGUCAGCCUUGAAUUAA
Molecule: messenger RNA, 5940 nt
Organism: Ornithorhynchus anatinus (platypus)
Lineage: Eukaryota; Metazoa; Chordata; Mammalia; Monotremata; Ornithorhynchidae
Gene: PRPF6
Product: pre-mRNA processing factor 6
Exons: 21
Coding region: 91-2916 (941 amino acids)
Biological process (GO): spliceosomal tri-snRNP complex assembly; mRNA splicing, via spliceosome
Cellular component (GO): catalytic step 2 spliceosome; U4/U6 x U5 tri-snRNP complex
Molecular function (GO): protein binding
Source: RefSeq, a predicted model, not a curated record